This is a messenger RNA of Ceratina calcarata, 3465 nucleotides long. It is a transcript of the gene eRF1, whose product is annotated as eukaryotic release factor 1. Gene Ontology annotation, biological process: translational termination. The transcript has 8 exons. The record is from RefSeq and is a predicted model, not a curated record. Lineage: Eukaryota; Metazoa; Arthropoda; Insecta; Hymenoptera; Apidae. Gene Ontology annotation, molecular function: translation release factor activity. Bases 480 to 1859 code for a protein of 459 amino acids.
UUCCCAUUUUGUGCCGUACAGUACGUCCACACCGAAGCACUGACGUUUCGCUGUGCCAUCGCAUGGCCGACGUGUGCAUACCGAGGUUCACUUUCGCGUGGUACCCGUUCCGUCACAAGUAUCGCCGUUAAUACGUCGAAACGUAACGCUUGUGGCAAACGUCGACCACGGUGAUACCGAUGUGAGUGAGAAAAAGUGCGGACACGAACGAUAGGCACCCGUUUCGCUAGAAAACAGAACAGUAAAUUCUUUGUCGAACACGUUCCUUCUGACAUAAUCCGGUAUAAACUGGAUUCGGGCAGAUACGUCGAUAAACGGAUUGAUCGCGCGUUUUCAGAAAGAAAUUUCGUCGAUCCGGCUUUCGCGUCGACGUGGACCACCUCUCGAGGCUCACUCCCGUCGGUGAUUAAAACGAUAUAUACAUAAUUCGUUAGGGAACACCGUGUGAGAGCCGCGACCACGCGACACAACGCGCAGCAAUGUCCAACGAGGAGACUUCCGCCGACCGCAAUGUCGAGAUCUGGAAGAUCAAGAAACUCAUAAAAAGUCUCGAGAUGGCUAGGGGGAACGGAACUAGCAUGAUCUCCUUGAUCAUCCCUCCCAAGGAUCAGAUAUCGAGAGUGAGCAAAAUGUUGGCAGACGAGUUUGGUACGGCGUCCAACAUCAAAUCACGUGUAAAUAGAUUAUCAGUUUUGGGUGCAAUCACAUCUGUACAACAUAGGUUAAAGUUAUAUACUAAAGGUGAUUAUAAUAUAUCAUUGAUGAUCGUACUUGUAUAUUGCUUCUCGUUCACGUGGAUCGUUGUUUUAGUGCCUCCGAAUGGCCUGGUAAUAUAUUGUGGUACAAUUGUAACAGAGGAGGGAAAGGAGAAGAAAGUUAAUAUCGAUUUUGAACCUUUUAAACCUAUCAACACUUCUCUUUAUCUUUGUGAUAACAAGUUUCAUACGGAAGCGCUUACAGCGUUACUUGCCGAUGACAACAAGUUUGGUUUUAUCGUGAUGGACGGUAAUGGGGCACUAUUCGGCACACUGCAAGGAAAUACUCGCGAAGUUUUACACAAGUUUACCGUGGACCUUCCAAAGAAGCAUGGUAGAGGAGGACAGUCGGCGCUUCGUUUUGCUCGAUUGCGAAUGGAGAAGCGGCACAACUACGUUCGAAAAGUUGCAGAAGUAGCCACCCAACUGUACAUUACCAAUGAUAAGCCAAAUAUUGCUGGAUUAAUUUUAGCGGGUAGCGCCGACUUUAAGACGGAACUCAGUCAGUCGGAUAUGUUCGAUCCUAGACUACAAGCAAAAGUUAUAAAACUAGUAGACGUUUCGUACGGUGGAGAGAACGGUUUUAAUCAAGCUAUCGAGUUAGCUGCUGAAUCUCUACAAAAUGUAAAGUUCAUCCAGGAGAAGAAAUUAAUCGGUCGUUAUUUCGACGAAAUCUCACAAGAUACGGGCAAGUACUGCUUCGGCGUAGAAGAUACUUUAAGAGCGUUAGAAUUAGGCAGCGUGGAGACCCUCAUUUGCUGGGAGAAUUUAGAUAUCCAGCGAUACGUUUUAAAGAACCAUACAAACGCGGAAGAAAAGGUUUUACAUCUAACGCCCGAACAAGAAAAAGACAAAACCCAUUUUACUGACAAAGAAAGCGGAGUAGAAUUGGAACUCGUCGAGUGUCAACCUUUGCUCGAAUGGCUAGCGAACAAUUACAAGAGUUUCGGCGCCACUUUGGAGAUCAUUACGGACAAAUCCCAGGAAGGAUCGCAGUUCGUGAGAGGUUUCGGCGGCAUCGGUGGAAUCCUCCGCUACAAAGUUGAUUUCCAGUCACUGCAGGCUGAUGAGCCUCUUGAUGACGUUGACCUCGAUGAUUACUAAUUUCAUCUGUGAAAUACUCAAAAAUUGACCAGGUAGCUCUUUCUCUGUCUUGAGUGCAUUCGUUUACAUUUCGUGUAUUAUAAAUAGAACAUGUUAAUUACAGAACUGGACAAAUUUAUCAAACUUUAGUUGAUACGCUUAAAAAAUUGAGACAAUAUAAUUACACGAUCGAUCUUGAACCCUAUCUAAAUAGUUUGCAGUAGCAAUCGUUGUACACUAAAUUCUUUCGUCAUCAGUAUAAAUCGUGUUAGUAGCCGUCAGAUUUUAUACCUGUUACUAUACUACUAUCGAGAAUCUUCGUCGACGAAUAAGUCUACAUUUUUAAUUAAUGCGAGCGAUAAAUUUGUCCAAAAGAAUAUACGCAGUUUCUUCUGUUGGAUUUCUCACUGAAUAGUUAGUUCGAUACUUCUGUGCAAAUCUGUAGUAUAUAUGUAUAUCUCUUCCGAUGAGUUUGAAUGUGGAAAUAGAUAUUUUUUUAGUUAUGAAUUCCGAGGUAUAAUGUUUACUUUUUUUUACAAAUAAAAAGCCUGAAAACUUUGCUGCCUCCUUUUUUUCUCGAUGAUACAAAAAGAAAAUGAGUUCAGAAAAUCUUGUAUAUAUAUGAAUUAUGGAUAAUUGUGUUUGAAGAGGGUGAGUCGAAGUCGAAGUACAUUUGCGUAACAUUCUGUCUUCAAAUGUCGUUAGAUACCGUUCACUUUAGCAAUUGAACAAUAUACUGUUAGUGGUUCAAAUAACACUGUAGGCGCAAUAUAUACGAUCAAUUCAACGGAACAUAAAGUAAAGGUCCCAAUUCCUAUCCAUGCCACUGACGCAGGCGGCGUAUUUUUCUGCAAUUUUGUAUGUUAUUUAAAAAUUAUGGAAAAAUAAACCGGUAGAAAUUGGGACACCUUAGUUUCGCUUAUCUUAGCAAAAUACUUGUACUUUCUCAUGAUACACAUUCUGCAGAUGUAAAAUCAGUUACAACACUAUUGCCCCAUACACGAUACGAUCUCAAUGAUUCUAGAGUACAUCUUUCCGAAAGCAUCAAUAAUUCGCUGUGUAAAUAGUAUUGUAAACUAUUGUCGACACGCGUUAGUAGUAGAUUUAUAAAUAACAGAAAUGAAUUCGUUCAAGACAAUUAGUUAGCGAUCCGCGUUACCGUCUACGUAAUAUGCGUAUACCUCUGUAUAUAUAUGUGAUUUUCAACGUAAUAUCAGAACUACUAUUUCUUCUUUAGUACUCUAUUCUGCAGUACUGAUAGCACACUCUUGUUCCGUUUGCAUGUUAUGCUUUUUAGUAUUCUAAGAUGCCCCGUACGUAUUUUAAAUAUCGUUAUUAAAUUUUCUUAUUACAAAAGGAGAAACUAAAUGUACAUCGGUUAAAUUUUUUUUUUAAUUAUGUAUGUAUACUUGUACACAAAUGUGUCUCGUUACUGCUUAUAUAAAAGAAUAGCCACUAAUAUUGCUUGCUGCACGUUUGUCUCGUUACCGAAUUGAAAUAUGUAAAACCAAGUGUGUUUGGUGGUGAACGUAAUUAAGUAGUAAUUGGCUAGGCUUCAUUAAAUAGUUAUUCUAUCUGGUCAAGCAUAAGUACUAAUUGAUGGUUUGUUUCUAUUAGCUUGCAUAUU